Linum tenue is the source of this 111-nucleotide messenger RNA. NCBI's taxonomy places the organism in Eukaryota, Viridiplantae, Streptophyta, Magnoliopsida, Malpighiales, Linaceae. The record is from the annotation of a GenBank genome assembly.
AUGCAACGACGUGAGGAGCAAAGCCAAGCAGUGCUUGAGCUACGCCAAAGGCAAAGGCGACCAGAACACCGUCCCUCCAGCCUGCUGCGACGGGAUACGCAACAUCUCUGA